AGGGAAUCACCGCCUGCUCGCCACCUAGGUUGCAAGAAUCACUCCGCCGCUCACUUCGGCAGAAGCUCCGCCUGUAGCUCUGCAGCUGUGACUAGCGAUCCUUGUUGCUUAGCAACAGGACGCUGUAAACUUGCCAAGCUUGAUGGGGUGCGCAGCUUUUAUCUGGACCUCGGAGCACAGAGCAGGGUUGGGCCGCCCCGUAGAAUCAGCAUGGGGAAGCGCUGCUCCAGCUCCAAGAUAAAGCAGGGGGAGGCAGUGGAGCAUAUUCCGGACCAGAGUAUAGAGCUAAAGGGGCCAUUGCAGCGGUACCAGAGUAAAUGGGAUGAAACUCGUGUUAAAAUGCAACUGGACGAAUCUCAGCAUGGGCAACUGUCAAACGACAAUAUAAAAAUAUUGUCCUUUUUAGUGGAAAUGCUUAGCCAACGCAUGGAUGGACUUGCUGACCAGCUCUCAGGUGUCCAGCAGACUAAGGAUACAGAGAAGGAUGUGUAUGAAGCCCAGCUGGUAGAAGUUCUACAUGAUUUGGAGGAAAUUAAAGCACGGUUAAACUCAGUGAACAUGCUGCUAGGUAACAGUCACCCCACGUCACUAACCUUGGAAUCCAGCAUGGAGAAGCUAACAUUGUUAGAGGAGUUUAAGGUGCAGAAAGAAGAGCUUAUGGCCAAAUUUGCCUUGUUGGGGGAGAGAGCAAAACAGCUUGAGAAGAAGACUACUCUCCUGGCCCAAGACAGACAACCUGUAUCACCUGUACUAAAUGGUUUUGACACUGGACCCUUUUAUCAAACAGAAGACUUAGGGCCGGAGUCUAAACAAGUUAUGAAUAGUGUGGUGCCAUCCAAACCCAGAAGGCUAGAACCAGGAAGAUACAAUUCCGGUGUACCUGAGGUCCAUGGGCAACUAUUUUCCAAUUCGGCGAGUGAAGAGAAGAUCCAGGAAGCCCAAAAGAAAACUUACCAGAAGAUAUUUGGUUCAAGUCAGAUUUUCUUAAAUAUGGAGUAUAAACAUUUGAAGCAUCAACCUAUUUCUUUCAAUGACGUUGUUCAAGAAAAGGUCACGCAGCACCAUGAACGCGGUCUCAAGUUCAUGUCUACUCAGGAAUAUGAAAACGCAGUUGUCUCAUUCUCAAAAGCAAUUAACUUAAAUCCAGAGAAGUGGUUGGACACUCAGCAAUUUACAAAACAUGCAGUUAUUCAUUCUUCUUCUUUGUGGUUAAUCGUAGAGUUUAAUCUUACACCCCUGCAGGCUGAACUCUACAUAAAGAGAUCAGAGGCUUUUCUCCAACUUUGUGACUUUCAGUCUGCAGCACUAAAUGUACAGAAGGCCUGCUCAAUUACACAACCAAGGGAAGAGUACACUAAAUUACUGGCCUUUAUAUUUUACCUGCAGGGACAGUGCCUGUUUGAGCGGGAGUGCUAUCUGGAUGCACUGGAAUAUUUUACCCGCAGCUCUGAGCUUCAGCCAUUGAAUAAACAGUGUCACCUAUGCAGUAUCUCCUGCCUUGCUGCUCUUGGAAGAUAUGCAGAGUCUAUCCGCUUGGUUACUAAGUGGCUGGAAGAGGAACAAGGAAAUCCUGACCUGUAUAUUGUUCGUGCAAGGCUUUAUGAUUACUUAAACCAGGCAUCAGUGUGCUAUCAAGACUUACAGAGUGCCCUGUUACUGGACCCACAGCAUCCUGUAGCUUGCACCAUGCAAGAAAAGCUGAUGGCCAAGGCAGAGGAAGCAAAAGUGAAAGCCAUCAAGCAUGCAGUCCAAGGACAUUUCCACAAAGCACUCAAGAAAAUAUGCAUUGCCUUAGAAUACAGUCCAUCUUCAGCUGAGUAUCAUCUAUUCAGGGGCACAAUGUACAGAAGGCUUAAGGACUUUAGCUCUGCUGUUGAUGACCUUGUUAUGGCAAUAAAUUUGUGUGAUGCGCAGGAUCCUUUGCAAAUGCAGUUACACUCUGAAGCUGAGUUGCAACUCCAUUUCACCUAUAAUGACUUUGCUGUGCACUGUUACACAAAAGGCUUUUAUCAGGAAGGGGUUCUACUACUGAACAAGGCUCUGAAGGGAGAACAAAACAAGAAGGAGCUUUAUGUUAAUAGAGGCGACUGCUUUUUCCAGCUUGGGGAGCUGUCUUUUGCCCUUGCAGAUUAUGAGCAGGCUUUGGAGCUGGACAGCACUAAUUGGGGUAUUCAAACUCGUAUUGCCAAGCUUCUGAAUGAAUUAGGGCUUAAAGCUCAGCAGUCCAGGCAGUACCAGCAAGCAGAGUUUCACUUCUCUGAAGCAAUCAAGCACCAACCUCUCCUGCCACAGCUAUUCCUACACAGAUCUCAGGUUAGGCACUAUAUGCAGAAAACCACUGAUGCCCAGAUGGAUGCUGUCAUCUCUAUUAUUUUGCACCCCAAUAGUAAUGAGGCGCUACUGACUGUGAUGAAGUUUUUUCCAGGCAAAUCUUUGGAGGAGAUUCUAAGGAGCAAACUAGCUGAUGCUGCCCAGUGUGUGUUGCACAGAAGCCUGAGAGAACUUCCAAUGGGCUGGAGAGAACACAUCUAUUCCUUUGGGAAGCCUGAGGUUGACAUUACUGGAACCAAGAAUUUAGAAGCAAAGAUUAAUACAUGUCUGAGUGACCAGCAACUAAUGGCAGAAUUGAUUCAAUCUUGGAGAACGUAUAACUCUGAUAUCCAAGAAGUGCUGAAUUCAACAGGCCGGUUCCAGUCCCACAGCCUACAUUUACGAAAAAAAGUUGGCCCAGAAAUAAGAACACAUAGGCUUCACACACUUGGAAGACAUUUAGUUUUAGAGUGACACAUAUUGGCUGAAUGGAGAAGGAUCACAAUUCCUUACUGUACUUACCAUUUCCUAAAACAUGAUAUGGGUUUAAAAAGGAAAUGACCAUAAACUGUUGAUGAUUAAAAUAUUAGUUUAUUAUA
This is a messenger RNA of Xenopus tropicalis (tropical clawed frog), 2909 nucleotides long. It is a transcript of the gene ttc16, whose product is annotated as tetratricopeptide repeat domain 16. The coding region runs from base 211 to 2784 and encodes 857 amino acids. The record is from RefSeq and is a predicted model, not a curated record. NCBI's taxonomy places the organism in Eukaryota, Metazoa, Chordata, Amphibia, Anura, Pipidae. The transcript has 16 exons.